Molecule: messenger RNA, 1923 nt
Organism: Colias croceus (clouded yellow)
Lineage: Eukaryota; Metazoa; Arthropoda; Insecta; Lepidoptera; Pieridae
Gene: FNSI
Product: 2-oxoglutarate-dependent dioxygenase htyE-like
Exons: 7
Coding region: 697-1731 (344 amino acids)
Molecular function (GO): dioxygenase activity
Source: RefSeq, a predicted model, not a curated record
AGGCACGACCAGUCACUAGUCACUUGGUGAGAGCCCAGAUAGGCAGUAGGCACCGCUCGCGAGCCGCGCUUUCCGCCAGUAUCGCUCCGGACGUUGAACGGUUGUAACGUUGCCACGCUGCCGACGCUUUCUCCCGUGUGUUCGAGGCGGUGCGAUUUCGACAUAACACGGUUGCGAAAGUCUGCGCGAUGAUAUACAAGUGAGAGCUAACGGACGGAGGGUAACGCUCAUCGCGCACGGUGAGCCAGUUUAUUAGACUAAAAGACAUUCGAAACUCGCAUCUGUGAGGGACGGGGGGCGCGCGACGCCGUCGGCUCGUACACGCGGGAGCAACGAAUCCUAACAUAUUACUCUGAAAGAGCAACGGAAACCAAUUUUUAAUGUGUCAAGUCAGUAUAGCUUAUUGCUGCUACGUCAGAUCGCAGAACGCCUCGAGUAGGAACUACAAGGUUAUGCAAAUGAGUUCUGAACGCUUCUAUACCAGGGGUAAUCAAAAGACCAUUCACAACUUUAAUAAACUUUAACGUACGGUUUCGUGCCGUGUACCAUAGUGCUUAUCUGUAUCGUAUCCUAUUCUUUUGUUAUCGUUCGGUGUCACGAUCGCUAAUUGCUAAUUACCUGCGAGAAGUCGUGUGAUAAGGCGCAAGAGUGGUGCUAGUGUUCAACGAGAGCAGAACAACAGCAACGAAUUCGACAAUGGCUGCCCCGAAAGAGGAAACCCUGCUCGCUCGCUGCGAGAUUCCCAUUAUUGACCUGGCGCAUAUAGGUACGGAAAUAUGUCCUAUGAAAUCUGUAGUAAAAAGAAUCGGACAACAGUUGUUUGCCGCUCUUAGUACCAAGGGCUUAGCAAUGCUUGUUAACCAUGGCGUCGCUGAGGAUAAGCUGAAGGCGGUAUACGCUGAUCUGGACAACUUUUGUGCCCUCCCCGAGGGCUGUCAGGCGCAGUAUCUUCGCAACCCUGUCAACAAACAUGGCUACGUUCGUCCCGGAACCGAGCAAUUCGAUAAUACUAAAAAGGAAUUACGUCAUUCGUUCAACAUCACGACGCUGUCGGCUGCGUCGAUGCCUGCGCAGGAGGAAGUCCCGGAGUUUACUACACACACCGUACCCCUGGCUCAUGACCUCACCAAUCUUUCUAGAGUCCUCUUGCAAGCUCUGGCUUCAGUCUUCGGGUUACCAACAUCAGCUCUGUUAGCCUGUCACUCCGGCAUGCUAAAGAGCGACGCGGACAGGAACAACCCCUCGUGCAUGCAACUGCUGUACUACCCGCCCGUACCACCCGAGGACAAAGGGCCCUGUUGCCAUGACGCCAUCGCCUACACCCGCUGUGGGGCUCACAGUGAUCGUUGUACUUUCACGCUCGUGGCCCAGGACUCGGAAGGUGGUCUUGAGGUGAAGUUGAAUGGCAGUGAAAAAUGGCAAGCCGUAGGCCAUCUUCCUGGAGCUAUUCUGGUGCAGACUGGAGAACUUCUCGCUAACUGGACUUCCAAUUUGCUUCCUGCUAUGAUGCACCGCGUGGUGAUACCUGAUGGUACAUACGCGCGCGCUCGCGGCCGGCACUGCGUUGCGUUCUUCUGCCACCCCGACGAGGGCGCCACAGUGCCGACCCUCGCCAUGGCCCCCACGCCCGCCCCCCCGACCUUCACCCCCCACACGCACAUCACUCUCCACCACCGUCUCCUUAACGCGGCCCAUCACAUCCAAAAGCGAUUCAGGGAAACGUACGCGUGACUAGUACGCGGUAGUGGGAAGAGCGCGACCGCUUCGCGAAAAACAUUCGGAUGAUUCACGCGUUUCGCAACAGCUGCUUUCGCCGAAAUGUAGUUAUUGACUUAUUGCGCGAUACGUUUGAAAGUUUGAAGCGACUUUUUAUAUUUGCAUUUAUAAUAAACAGCUGAGUUGUAGAGACUUCUAGCGAAGUUU